Messenger RNA from Pediculus humanus corporis (human body louse), 1632 nucleotides. RefSeq names its product ATP-dependent RNA helicase MAK5, putative. Lineage: Eukaryota; Metazoa; Arthropoda; Insecta; Psocodea; Pediculidae. The record is from RefSeq and is a predicted model, not a curated record. Gene Ontology annotation, molecular function: nucleic acid binding; ATP binding; RNA helicase activity. The transcript has 7 exons. Gene Ontology annotation, cellular component: nucleolus. Bases 1 to 1632 code for a protein of 543 amino acids.
AUGAGAUCGUGGAACAGUUUUGGAAUUCAUGAAAAAAUAUUAUAUGCGCUGUAUGAUAAGAAAUAUUUUGAACCUACAAAAAUUCAAUCGAGAUGUUUAGGUCCUGCAAUUUGUGGUCAGAUGGACAUAUUAGGCGCUGCAGAAACAGGUAGCGGUAAAACAUUAGCUUUCGGUAUUCCAAUUGUUAAUGGGAUACUUUCGAUAAUGGAAAAAGAAUUAAAUCAAUCAAUUGAAAGUUUGAAAAUGAAAAAUGAAAAAAAUAAUUUGUAUGCAUUAAUACUAACACCUACCAGAGAAUUAGCGGUUCAAGUUAGAAAUCAUUUAAAUGAUAUUUGUAAAUAUACAAAAAUAAAUAUCGCUUUAAUCGUAGGAGGUUUGGCACAUGAAAAGCAAGAAAGGAUUUUAAAUAAAAGACCUGAAAUAAUAGUCGCAACUCCUGGAAGACUUUGGGAAUUGGUCAAUGAUAAUAAUAUUCAUUUAUCAAAUAUAAAAAAUUUAAGGUAUUUGGCCAUAGAUGAAACAGAUAGAAUGUUGGAAAAGGGACAUUUUACAGAACUUAACGAUUUAUUGGAAAGAAUAAAUUUAAAUGAAAAUAAGAAAAAAAAAAGGCAAAAUUUUUUAUUUUCUGCAACUUUAACUGUUGUACACGAUCCUCCAUCAUAUUUAAAAGGGAAAAAAAAUAAAAGGAUAACUCCGGGACAAAAAUUACAAGAUUUAAUUAGUAAAAUUGGAAUAACUAAUCCUAAAAUCGUUGACAUUACGAAUACUCACGUGACAGCUGAAAAUUUAUCAGAGUUUAAAAUUCUGUGUCAAUUCGAAGAAAAAGAUUAUUAUUUAUUUCAAUGUUUAAGGUCUCAAAAAGGACGUUUCAUGAUUUUUUGUAAUAGUAUUGGAUGUGUAAAACGUUUGGCAAAUUUGCUUAAUAUUGUAAAUUUUAAGCCUUUACCCUUGCAUGCAAACAUGGAGCAAAAGCAAAGAUUAAGAAAUUUGGAAAAAUUUCGUGAUAAUCCCGACAGUUUAUUACUUGCAACUGAUGUAGCGGCAAGAGGAUUAGACAUACCCAAUGUGGAUUAUGUGAUACAUUAUCAAGUUCCCAAAACUGCAGAAAUUUAUGUUCAUCGAAGUGGACGAACUGCAAGAGCCAAUACGGUAGGAAAUGCUUUGCUUUUAAUAGAGCCUAAAGAAUUGGGAUUGUACAGGAAACUUUUACACACCUUGGGAAAAGAAAAAGAUAUCGAAGAUUUCAAUGUAGAUGUAAAUUCGAUUAAAAUAGUCAAAAAAAUAAUUAACGUUGCCAGAGAUAUUGAUCAAUUGAGUUUAGCUUUGAAAAGGGAAAAUUCAAAAACAAGCUGGUAUGACAAAGCGAUAAAAGAACUAGAUAUAAUUGUGGACGAAGAUGAAUUGCCUAAAAAAAGAAGUUCAGAAGCGGAUGUUCGAAUCAAAAGGGAUUUAAAUUCGAAAAAAAAAGAAUUAAAUCAACUGCUUUCAAAACCUUUCCUACCUUCAAAUUUUUCUUUUAAAUUUCCCGACAUGAAUGUAAUCAAACAUGAUGAGUUAGGUGAUUGUAGUCGAAGGGAUAAAUUGAAAAUACCUGGUGCUUUCGUAUUAAAAAAUGUACCCAAUGUUACAUAA